Pseudophryne corroboree (corroboree frog) is the source of this 3239-nucleotide messenger RNA. RefSeq names its product single-strand-selective monofunctional uracil-DNA glycosylase 1 (gene SMUG1). The record is from RefSeq and is a predicted model, not a curated record. Lineage: Eukaryota; Metazoa; Chordata; Amphibia; Anura; Myobatrachidae. Gene Ontology annotation, molecular function: single-strand selective uracil DNA N-glycosylase activity; oxidized pyrimidine nucleobase lesion DNA N-glycosylase activity. Gene Ontology annotation, biological process: base-excision repair. The coding region runs from base 272 to 1063 and encodes 263 amino acids. The transcript is spliced from 3 exons.
UCCUCGCAACGUAGCGUGUCCAAUCGCUUACGUAAUGUCUGUUCUGCGUGAGCCGGCGGCGGCCAUGUUUUCGAAGACCAGCCUUCAUUGAAACCCAUGUAUCUGACAGUAGACAGAAAACUCGUGCCUGUCAUUGUUUGUAUCACCGUGCACCAGAGGACAACACUACAUGGUUGGUACAUCUCCCAUAAUGCCGUUCCUGCUAUACUGAGGCUGUAGCUCCUCGGAAAGCAGCGCUGCACGUCUGCGAGGUAGUCACUGAAAACAGGGAAUGUUUCUCUCCCCAGCCCAGUCUGGGUUAUCUGCCUGUACGUCUGCUGAGGAACAUCUUGCCAAUGGCUUCCUACAAGCGGAAUUAGAGCUGAACUUAAAGCUGGGGCACCUCCUGUUCCGGGAUCCAGUAAAGUAUGUGUAUAAUCCUUUGUUAUACGCCUGGGACCCACAUGAGAGAUACGUAAGGACAUACUGCCAAUCAAGAAAGGAAGUACUUUUUUUAGGAAUGAACCCUGGACCAUUCGGCAUGGCUCAGACAGGGGUUCCUUUUGGGGAAGUUAAACACGUGCGUGACUGGCUUCGGAUUGAGGGUCCUGUCUUUAAGCCAGAACUGGAGCAUCCAAAAAGGCCUAUACGGGGGUUUAAUUGUCCCAAUAGUGAGGUGAGUGGUGCUCGGUUUUGGGGUUUCUUCAAGUCGCUCUGUGGCCAACCUGAAAACUUUUUCCAACACUGCUUUGUGCACAACCACUGCCCCCUCAUAUUUAUGAAUGAGUCAGGUAAGAACCUGACUCCGACAGACCUUCCUAAAGAGCAAAGGGACAAGCUGCUGGAUAUCUGUGAUGAAGCCUUAUGUCAAGUUGUAAAGACACUUGGAGUUAAAACAGUUGUUGGAGUGGGCAGGUUCUCCGAACAACGGGCAAGAAAGGCUUUGGCUAGAGAAGGGAUAGAGGUGGCAGUGAAAGGCAUCAUGCAUCCGUCCCCCAGGAACCCACAAGCCAACAAAGGCUGGGACAGUGUUGUAAGGUCACAGCUCCAACAACUUGGACUCUUGACAUUGUUGACUAGCUAAAAUGCUCUCCUUUUAUUUCUAGACCAAGUCGUUCCUUAUACACUACAAUAAUGAUUUCCAUGUUCAGCCAACAUAUGAAUGAAUGGUUUAUGUGUGUUCUUAUUUAUGUUUAUUUUAAAUAACGUCUAUAUGGUGUGUGUCAUUUGUUAAAGUAUUAUGUAACCUGUAAUGUAAAGCUUGCAUUCAAAAAUAAUUUCAGUUUUAAGCUUUCACUAAUGAUCUAGCCGGUAUGGCCCCGCUCUUACCUGAAGACUGCCCUUUGAAAACCCUCCAUGGCUCAGGACUCUUAAGUGGCGUUGGAAAUUAAUUAAGGACAGAUGGACGUUUCAUAUUGUUAUGUAUUCCUGUGCUAUUUCCGCACUCGGAGCCUGAUUUAUGUUUGUAGGUAAAGCAAAAAAGCAAGCAACUGGGCAAAACCAUGCUGCACUGCAGGUGGGGCAGAUGUAACGUGCAGAGAGAGCUAGAUUUGUGUGGGGUGUGUUCAAACUGAAAUCUAAAUUGCAGUAUAAAAAUAAAGCUGUCUAGCAUUUGUGGGCUACAUGCAAAAGCAGCCAGUAUUUACCCUGUACAGAAAAAAUAUAAAUGUAUUUGCUUCCCUUGCGUGGCAACGUGGUUUAUUCCAGACACAAAGUUAAAUGCUUUUUUUUUGUUUCUUUCCUUACGGAUAUGAAUCGGGCCCUCAGUUUAUACAGUAGCUAAAACCUCAGUCCCCAUUAAUCACACCUGCACUUUUAUGAACAUGACCGGAAGGAGUCUUUUUCGUUACUGUAAAUUUUAUCUCCCUCUUUAUUUCAUAAUGUUCCCUGGCAAGCGUAUGGAUUUCUAAAAUUGAUGUGCUAAAUGCAGAAAAAGUCUCAUCAAUGUUUCCAGGUACGUCUUACACCUGGUCUAGUGUUACUGUAGGUCUUCUGCUGAUGUGUAGCCUAGAAUAAUGUAACACCAGAUCAGCAGCGUGUUUGUUAAAGAAUGAUUAUAACCAGAUAACUGAGAUGUAGCUUGAAUAACUUAAUUUGAAGUCUAAUUCCAGUAUUCAUAUCUUAUUAUACCACUUUAGUUUUCCAUCCUGAAAGUUUAAAAAAAUAAAAUGGUGGUGAUUUCUAAUUGUAUAGCAGUAGCAUUUCCUGAGAUCUUUAUAGCCUCAGCUCUGCUGCUUCUCUGUCCGCCGCUGUGUGGGGAGAGAGGCUUACUCAUUGGUAGCAGGUGAUUUGGUCUCUGCUGUUGCCAUAUGCUGUGCUGUUGGCAUCUUCUGUUUUAGAACCUGGUGUGCGCAGGAAAGAGCCUGGAUAGCAAUAAGAUGAGGCGGUCGGCUUGUUACAAGUUCUAAUGUAUGUCUGGAAGGUGCAGUGAGGCAAGGGGCACAAGCAGACGGCUUUAUUGCACUAAUAAAGUAGCCCAUCUAGCUUCAUUGCUUAUGUAAACCAUUCUCUCCUAAUUAAAGAGAAAAGGAUUACUGUCUUGUUGAGUCUCAUUCUGCCUGCCAUCAGGGCUGAGUAUGUAAUAGUUGCAGACAAAGUGCUAUGGAUACCGUCCGUGCUUAACUAGGGACCCAUCAACUAUUAUAUGGGUGUAGCAAGUUAAGUGUAUUCUAUUUUUAAUGGCGAACACAUAGGUGUAAAGUUAUUUAAACUGCUGCUUAGCAAUGCAUGUUUGGCAACAUUGUCUGUAAUGCUGGGUUCCGUAACACAGGGCUUAUACAUCAGAGGUGUUUGAAAUGUAUGUUGCUUGAUAAGAGCUAUCUCUUUGUUUUAGUAAAUUCUAUCCAUUAAUUCUUCACAUAAAAGUGAACCCAUAGCAACCACCAAAACCUCUGCUUUGAACACUGGUGCUUUACAUGUUUUCGAAAUUGUAGUAUUAGCAAAUCCUACUACUCAAAAUAGCACAGCCACGGCCCAAAAUUGUCAUCAACUCAAAGUUAUAAGCUACUGACAAGAUGGCUGUUUCCAUGUUGUGUAAUUGGUUGGAACACUUCAAUGUAAAACAGGUAUUUAAAAAUAGCCUUCUAACAUCCACUCCCUGUUUGAACCUGAAAAAUAACCAGUCACAUGCAGCCUGUCUGUUGUAGAACUAAACUGUGUUAUGCUAUCUUCUGUUUAAUGUAAACUACUGUCAAAAUUGGAAAAGUAUCUGUAUUACCAUUUUUGUAUGCGCUACAGUAAAAGUCACAAUUUUUACUAUG